Messenger RNA from Saitoella complicata NRRL Y-17804, 1071 nucleotides. Its product is annotated as guanosine nucleotide binding protein alpha subunit. Gene Ontology annotation, molecular function: GTPase activity; G-protein beta/gamma-subunit complex binding; GTP binding. The transcript is spliced from 4 exons. Gene Ontology annotation, cellular component: heterotrimeric G-protein complex. Lineage: Eukaryota; Fungi; Ascomycota; Saitoellomycetes; Saitoellales; Saitoellaceae. Gene Ontology annotation, biological process: G protein-coupled receptor signaling pathway. The record is from RefSeq and is a predicted model, not a curated record. The coding region runs from base 1 to 1071 and encodes 356 amino acids.
AUGGGAAACUGCGGUUCUGCGGAAGAUCCUCAGAACGCCGAUGCACACGAGCGUUCCCGUGUGAUUGAGAAGCAGCUGAGGCAGGAUGAGAAACUUUUGGCGAGAGAAGUCAAGCUGUUGUUGCUUGGUGCUGGCGAGAGUGGAAAGUCAACGAUCUUAAAGCAAAUGCGACUCAUCCACACCGCCGGUUUCUCGGCAAAGGAAAGAGAAGAAUACCGUGCUGUAGUGUUCACCAACAUGCUGCAGUCAAUGCAACUUGCUCUCGAAGCUAUGGAGUAUUUCGAUAUCCACUUUUCCUUAGAAGAGAACGAGCGCUACUUUGAUCUCCUUUACAACGACCGUGAACUCGGUACCGGUGAAGGAUUCCCACCCGAAUAUUAUGCACCAUUCAAGAGCCUGUGGGUAGAUGAAGGAGUGCGCAAAGCCUGGGGCAGGGGUAACGAAUACGCGUUGCACGAUAACGCCUUCUACUUCUUCGACAAUCUUGAGAGAAUCUUCGCACCAAAAUACCUACCCACGGAUCAGGACAUCUUGCGUUGCCGUGUGAAGACCACGGGUAUUUCCGAGACUGUCUUCGAGCUUAGAGAUUUGACCUACAGGAUGUUUGACGUGGGAGGUCAACGGUCUGAACGUCGCAAGUGGAUUCAUUGCUUUGAGAAUGUCACCGCUGUCUUGUUCUUGGCGGCAAUUAGUGGCUACGAUCAGUGCCUAGCGGAGGACAAAGAUGCGAACCAGAUGCAAGAAGCGCUCAUGUUGUUUGAUUCCAUUUGCAAUUCGCAAUGGUUCAUCCAAACAAGCAUCAUUCUCUUCUUGAACAAGAUCGAUUUGUUCCGAGAAAAGAUCAACGUAUCGCCAAUCAACAGAUACUUCCCUGACUUCCAAGGUGAUCAGACGGACUACUCAGUGGCAUCAAAGUUUUUCCAGAAGAAGUUUGUGGGUGUCAAUAAGAACCCAGGAAAGGAUAUUUAUUCCCACUGGACUAACGCUACGGAUACCAAUCUCCUGCGAAACGUCUUCAUCUCGGUCAGCGAUAUUAUUCUUCAGAAGAACUUGCAGACCGCCGUAUUCUGA